Mercenaria mercenaria is the source of this 940-nucleotide messenger RNA. Its product is annotated as chymotrypsin-1-like. Bases 1 to 822 code for a protein of 273 amino acids. Gene Ontology annotation, biological process: proteolysis. Lineage: Eukaryota; Metazoa; Mollusca; Bivalvia; Venerida; Veneridae. The record is from RefSeq and is a predicted model, not a curated record. Gene Ontology annotation, molecular function: serine-type endopeptidase activity. The transcript has 7 exons.
AUGCGAACUGUACUGGCAGCAAGUGUAAAAAAACUUCCCAAACAUCUUUCGGGCAAAGAUGAAGAUACUGCUAACACGGAAGGUAUCACAGAUAGAGACAAGGAUCGUAUUGUUGGUGGCAAUUUCGCAGAUAGGGGAGAAUAUCCUUGGCUAAUAGUUCUUAGAUAUAAUGGAGGGUUUAUAUGUGGCGGAACAAUAUUAAAUAAGGAUACCAUCCUGACAGCGGCGCACUGUGUCGAAGAGGAUCCGAAUCAAUGGUUCGGCGACUAUUCAAUAAAAGCGGGAGAUUACCAAACAUUCAAAAAGGAAUCAACAGAACAAAUAGUGCGAGUUCAACGUGUUAGAGUGCAUAAUAUGUACGAUAAACUCGCUGACACCGACAGAGAUAUUGCGAUUCUGAAGUUGAAGGAGUCACUUACAUUUAAUGACUAUGUCAAGGCGAUUCCUUUGGCAAGCAAAUCCCAAGAAAAAACGUUGGUGAAGCUGAAUAAAUGUGUUGUCGCUGGCAUCGGAGAUACUCAGAACUGGGACUCUACUCCUAAUAAAGCUAAGGAAGCAGCCGUAACAAUGAAGGGAAAAAGUACAUGCUCAAAACUGGCAAAGAAGUAUAAAGCCAAGUUUACAAAUUAUAUGGUGUGUUCCUUGGAUGAAGGGGAAGGAGCUUGCAGUGGAGACAGUGGAGGACCGUUGAUGUGUUUUGACAGACAGAGGAAAGCUUAUCAAGUGGGAAUUGUCUCAUAUGGCAGUGAAGAUUGUUGGGAUGGUUUUAACGUUUACGCAAGGGUUUCUGCUCUCAGAAAAUGGAUCAAAAAAUAUUUAUAGAUAGUUAUUGAAUAGCAAGCCUUAGAUUUAUUUUGUACUGUUUAUGUACUUAGGAACAAAAAAAUAAAAUAAAGGAAUGACAAAUGUAUAAAUGUGACUUUUUUCUGGUACCAGUGAU